Rhodofomes roseus is the source of this 1311-nucleotide messenger RNA. RefSeq names its product ATPase V1 complex subunit H. Gene Ontology annotation, cellular component: fungal-type vacuole membrane; vacuolar proton-transporting V-type ATPase, V1 domain. The coding region runs from base 1 to 1311 and encodes 436 amino acids. The transcript has 11 exons. Gene Ontology annotation, molecular function: proton-transporting ATPase activity, rotational mechanism. Gene Ontology annotation, biological process: proton transmembrane transport. The record is from RefSeq and is a predicted model, not a curated record. Lineage: Eukaryota; Fungi; Basidiomycota; Agaricomycetes; Polyporales; Fomitopsidaceae.
AUGUCCAUACCCCUCGUCUCGAACGUGUACCUAGACGAAAGCUCCGCGAAAGUGAGAGCGAAGCCCGUGCCAUGGGAGGGAUACCAACGCGCGGACUUGAUUACUAGUGAAGAGUUGGGCCUCAUCAAGAAGGUGGACAGACAACCGAGGGCGAAGAUCGACUCCGUGUUUCUGUCGGAUGGCCCGUCGUAUGCCUUGCUAUUCCUGAGGCUGCUCAAGAAGCUGCAGAGAACAGACACGCAGCAGUGUAUCCUGGUGCUCAUCACGGAUGCCAUCGCAGACCACGAUGAGCGGAUACCGCUGUUCACUAGGACACGAGAAGUGGACCCCGAACUGCCAUAUGGUGCACUAUCCCGGCUCCUCGAUUCUCAGGACGACUUUGUGCAGUUGAAGACGACACAGAUCAUGACUGUCCUUCUCAGUUCCGAGUCUACACCUAUACCCACUGAACAGCUCAAGCCGUUCCUGAACACGCUUGCGGCCUUCAUUGGCUCGGGUCCGCACAAGCGAGAUAUCGCAGUGCAGUGCCUGGAAGCAGUCCUUCCCCGUCCCGAGUGCCGCAAAGCUGUCUGGGCAAACCCGACGCUUAUAGCGGGGUUGAUUGAUAUCCUGAGGCACAACCCCAAUGCCCAAAUGAGCUACCAAGUCGGAUUCUGUCUAUGGCUGCUGACGUUCGAGCAAGAGGUUGCCGAGCAGAUCCAGAACAAGUACGACAUCGUACCUCUUCUGACAGACGUCGCUCAGAAUGCUGCCAAGGAGAAGGUCGUCCGCGUCGUUGUCGCCACUUUCCGCAAUCUCAUCUCCAAGGCACCCGCCGCGAACCUCCCCGCCAUGCUCGUCGCCCAAUUGCUUCCAUUCGCGAAGAACCUGUGUACACGAAAGUGGUCAGACGAAGACAUCCUUGAGGACGUCCAGUACAUCCGAGAUGAGCUGAAUGCACGAUUCGACAGCUUAACCACCUACGACGAGUACAGCUCAGAACUUAUCUCGGGUCAUCUGUCGUGGACGCCCGUACACGAGUCCGAGCUGUUCUGGAAGGAGAACGCCACCAAGCUCAAUGACAAGGACUAUGCGCAACUCAAGACUCUUAUCAAACUUUUGAACGAGUCAGAUGAUCCCGUAGUGCUUGCCGUGGCUGCUCACGACGUUGGUCAAUAUGUCAAGCAAUACGAGCGGGGAAAGAAGAUAUUCACGGAUCUUGGGGGCAAGACGCGUGUUAUGGAGCUCAUGUCGCACGAGAAUACCGAUGUACGGUACCAGGCACUUGUCACAGUGCAACGCCUCGUCAGCCACCCGUGGGCAAACAUGUAA